This is a messenger RNA of Acanthocheilonema viteae, 477 nucleotides long. The record is from the annotation of a GenBank genome assembly. NCBI's taxonomy places the organism in Eukaryota, Metazoa, Nematoda, Chromadorea, Rhabditida, Onchocercidae.
AUGGUCAUUACUGUGUUUGGAUCUUGCAAAGUUCUUCUAAGGCAGGCAAGUACGGCUAUCAGAGCAGAGAUUGUUGGUACACAUAAAAUGGAGAAGGUCGUGAAUGCUAUCGAACAAGAAUGGAGGCAAAAAGAUGCCCGUCUUUUCGCCGUUGUAUAUAUUAAUAGACGUCAAUUCAAAGUAUCGGAGAAUGAUUUAAUUGUUUUAUACGAUAAUGUACCUUUAGAUGUGGGCGACAAAAUUAAAUUAGAGAAGAUUUUAGCAGUUGGCGGUAAAAAUUUCACACUAUUUGGUCGACCACUGAUACAUUCACCAACAGUAACAGUUAAUGCUACUGUUAUUGAAAAAACGACAUCUUAUCCGCAACUUAGAUAUCUGAUGAUUAAUCAUUCAAAAGUGCGAAAUCUUAACUGGAUGAGUCGUGAAACGACAAUACUAAGGAUAAAUGAUAUUAAAAUCGAUAGGAAGAAUUUGUGA